CAUUCACCUGCGCAUCGCUGCACGCCCAUUUUCCAGUAUUCUGCGUUCACAUGCACCUCUGCUUAUACGAUUUGUGGGCCCUUUAAUUGCAGAACAAGCAAAUACUGAGCACAGAAAAAAGGGUUUCAUCCCAGCGCAUCAGUUUCAGGGCAGCUGGCGGGAGUACUGGCUCCACUGUGGCGUUGGCAGCGUUCAUUCCUCACCUGCCUUUUAGGGGCGGGUGGGCAUGAGGCUGUGUAGCGCUGCAGUCAGGAGUUGGGUGUGUAGCAGCUGUGGGACAGAUGAUGCAGUUCAAGAGCUUAAAGCAGAAGUUUGGUGGGAGGAGGGGAAGUGGAGGCACUUCAGCAGGUCGUGAGGAUGCCAUACCAGUGACAAACAAUAGCCGGCAGCCCAGCAGUGGAGCAGCUUCAGUUCUGGACCGCAGGCCCACAGGAAAUGCAGCUCGAGCAAACUCGCAGGGCUCCACAGCCAAUGCAGCAGUGUCGAGCAGGGAGAAGCCCCCAUUGCCAUCCAUGGCAGAGGAGAGCUGUGCAGCGGCCUACGCAGAGCCACUCCCAUCAUUUCGAGAAGUGCCUGCAUCCGAGAAGCAACAGCUAUUUGUGCGAAAACUGCACCUCUGCGCCUACACCUUCAGCUUUACGGACCAGUCUAAAAAUGUCCGAGAGAAGGAGGUCAAGCGGCAAACGUUGCUGGAGCUUGUGGACUUCGUCAACACUGGGUCGGGCAAGUUCACAGAGGCUGUAGCUGAGGACAUCGUCUUCAUGCUGUCCCAAAAUCUCUUCAGAGCGCUGCCAGCAUCGAAGUCGCACGAUGUGGACAACCUAGAUCCAGACGAAGAGGAGCCUGCCUUGGAGCCUGCUUGGCCACAUCUGCAGAUCGUGUACGAGUUCCUGCUGCGCUACGUGGUGUCAAACGACACGGACGCGAAGAGCGCCAAGAAGUACAUCGAUCAGAGCUUUGUGGUGCGGCUGCUGGAGCUGUUUGACAGCGAGGACCCGCGCGAGCGCGAGUACCUGAAGACCAUCCUCCACCGCAUCUACGGCAAGUUCAUGGUUCACCGCCCCUUCAUCCGCAAGGCCAUCAACAACGUGUUCUACCGCUUCAUCUUUGAGACAGAGCAUCACAACGGCAUCGCCGAGCUGCUGGAGAUCCUGGGCUCCAUCAUCAACGGCUUCGCGCUGCCCCUCAAGGAGGAGCACAAGGCGUUCCUGCAGAAGGCGCUGAUGCCGCUGCACAAGCCCAAGGGAUUGGGCAUGUACCAACAGCAGCUCUCCUACUGCGUCACGCAGUUUGUGGAGAAGGACCCCAAGCUGGCAGAGCCGGUGCUCAAGGCCCUGCUCAAGUACUGGCCGGUGACCAACAGCCAGAAGGAGGUGCUCUUCCUGGGCGAGCUCGAGGAGAUCCUGGAGAUGACACAGGCACGCCCAUUCCCUGCGCAGGAGUUUGCAAAGGUGCUGCUGCCCCUCUUUCAUCAGCUGGCCAAGUGCCUCAACAGCUCGCAUUUCCAGGUGGCGGAGAGGUCGUUGUUUUUGUGGAACAACGAGUACAUUGUCAGCCUGGUGGCGCAGCAGAGGACAGCCGUACUGCCGCUCAUAUUCGCGGCCCUGGAACGCAAUGAGAAGCAGCACUGGAACCCCCAGGUGCUGGGCCUCACGAGCAACGUCCGGAAGAUGUUCAGGGACAUGGACGAGGGGCUCUACGAGGAGUGCAGGUUGAGAUACGAGGCCGAGGAGGCUCAGAAGGCGGCGCAGGAGGAGCAGCGGCGGAAGACGUGGCAGCAGCUGGAUGCGGCCGCGCACCGGCAGCUGACGGCCGGCAGCGGCUCCGGCCGGCUCGCGCAGUACGUGGGCCGAUGA
Molecule: messenger RNA, 1856 nt
Organism: Coccomyxa subellipsoidea C-169
Lineage: Eukaryota; Viridiplantae; Chlorophyta; Trebouxiophyceae; Coccomyxaceae
Product: PP2A-widerborst subunit
Exons: 8
Coding region: 282-1856 (524 amino acids)
Biological process (GO): signal transduction
Cellular component (GO): protein phosphatase type 2A complex
Molecular function (GO): protein phosphatase regulator activity
Source: RefSeq, a predicted model, not a curated record